AUGACAAGUAAUAUGUCACAAGACGGUUUAUUCUUGACGGGACUAGAACAUCAAUCCAGUGUGUUUUUCAAUGUUAAGUCUUGUAUCCUUAAGACAAGCCGCAGUGCUUUUGUAAUCAUCAAGAUGCCAGUGUUAACAAAUAAGUUAUCUCAAAACAAAGAAUUAUUGCAAUUAAUCUCUACAUUGCAUAAAAAAGCUUUCAAAGUCCUUGAAGAUUUCCUGAAAUUUAUUACUGAAUUUUUACCAUCGACACCCAAUAUAGGAUGCUGUGAGAUGCUUGCAACGUAUAUUUCUGAUGUUUGUAACGGCCUUAUUCUUAUAGCCGAAACGAGCGUGUCAGAUUAUCUUACUCUCAAUUUGUCCUGGAAAUACAUUAUAAAACUGUCAAUUGCGUAUAAAAAUGACAUUAUGAAAACAUUGAAGCUGGAUUCUAUUAUUAACAAUCUCAGCUGUGGUGCAUCUUAUAAUUUUUCAAAGUUGAUAAAGUCGGCUAAUUCUGAUGAAACUUUUCAGCAAGACCCUCCAGAUGUCAAGCAGAUUGACAAAAUGUUGACAAUUGUGCGAUUUUAUGUUACUCAUUUAUUGAGCAUCGUGAAAUGCUAUGUUGAAGUAAUUUUAAAGGAUGAAUACAAAUCUAUUAUUCAAGCAAUACAAUAUACUUUAAUUUUUCUUGUGAGCAAAUUAUCACCAAACUGCCUAAUAACGGCAUACGCUAAUAAUUUAUUACAAGAGCACAUUCUUCCUAUUAUUAACAACAUCUUUGCCACGUUAUUCAUAAACAACAUAGCAAGCGAAGAUGAAUGCUAUACUAUGAUAUUUAAUUUUGCUAAUUUAUCCGUUGAUGCCAUUAAUCAUGAAAGUUCGGUCAUACCUGAAAUUGUGGAGAUUGUGGAUUUUACAUUUGCAAAAAUUCAUUUUUUACAAAUGAUUUUAAUAAAUAUUAAUGAUAUUCCAGUCUUGUUACAAUCCAAAUUAUUACCAAGUCCAAUAUUAGCAAAAGAUUCAAAACAGAUAUUUUGUAUAUUGAGAACCUUUUUCGAUGUGUUGGAGAAUUAUCCGGAAAACAAUUUACUUACACCAAUGGUUAUGUUUACUGACAGAAGCAUUCAUCCUUUGCAAAACGUCUCGUUUGGUGCUCAAUGCUUUGAAGAUAAUCUUUACUUCCAUAUUUUACGCACUUUAUGCAUAUUUGCAAACACAUUGCCCGCAUCUCUGUUCAUGGUAUUUGAAUACCGCAUGCUGGAAUCAUUGUUACUUUCACGGAGUUUUAUAAUCUGUACUUUGAUCAUUGACUGCUGGGGUUGUGUUAGUAAGGUUUUAGACAGUCAAGUAUUGUAUCAAGAAGCUAUGCUAAUAACAGAAAUUAUAAGUGGUCUUGUACAUACGUCUUCAACUCGUUUUCGAUUAAGAAGGUUGCUUAAACGCUUGAUAGCUUUUCUUAAUGUAGAGCAGCAGAUUAAACUUUCAAAUGUCGCUAGUUCUUGUACCUUUCAAGCUGAUGAAAAAAUUGCUCAGAUAUUAUCAAGUAGAGAAUCUACAAUUGUCAAUGUAGAUGGCGCUGAUAGUAAUUCGGAUAGUUACAUGAAAUUAUAUGCAUGGACCAAUUCGUACUUUGAAAAGAAGCCAAUACAUUCGGUUGAUGACGUGUUUUCAAUUUAUUUACUUGUUUUGCAAUCUGAAAUUUUGAUGCCAUAUUGCAUCAAAAAUGAUGAUACCAAAUUUAUUUCAUUUAAUAUUGCAUUGACUAUUUUAAAAAAUUCUAUUAACUGCAUUGGUUCAUUAUCUGACUUUUAUCCAUCAUCUGCUGAGUUUCGAAAGAUAUUUGUUACUAUUGAUGGUGUGAUUGAAUUCAUGAUAAACUUACGGUCACUAACUUUAGUUGAAGUACUAGAGGUACUUAGGGUUGUGGAUCACUGUACUGCUUCAUUGGUGAAUAAUUGCAUUUGUCACAUAUCCUUAUGUAAUUUUAUUGACAAAUUCGCAGAAGUUUUGCUUAACGCAAACGACAAGCAAAUUACUGCGAUCGUUAAUUCUAUCUAUGAUAAGAUAUUCACAAACACACGAUGGUUCACAAAACACGAAUCCGCUGCCCAAAUUGCCUGUUAUAUGCAACAUUCCCAGAGUCUUGAAAUAAUUUAUUCAGCUAUAAUGCAGCAAUUACGUGAGCAGAUUGUGAAAUUUAUAAAUCGAAUACCAUCAUAUUCUGAUGACAAAUUGAUCUCGGAAAUAAAUUUCUGGCGAUUUAUACAAGAUAGAAAUGAACAGCAAUUUCGCUUUGCGCAAUUGAAAGAUUUAUUUAACAAAAAUUUAGUUUCAAUUGCAGCAAAUAUUUUUUCUUCAGUAAAAAUCAAUUAUGAUAUAAAUAAAUCAACUCUGGAAUGUUUGGGCGGAGCUCGCUUGGUAAAUGAAUUUAUUCGAAAUUGUUUGGAAGGGUAUCAACAGCCAGAUGUUUCUUUUGAGCUAAAGUUAGUCCUUAAUGAUUUAAAAGAUAAUUUGACUAAAUUUCUUCAAGGUUAA
Molecule: messenger RNA, 2517 nt
Organism: Cetraspora pellucida
Lineage: Eukaryota; Fungi; Glomeromycota; Glomeromycetes; Diversisporales; Gigasporaceae
Source: the annotation of a GenBank genome assembly